ACCGCUAAAUAACAUCAGCCUAUAUUUUAUUAUGACCUUAUUAAACUAAAUAAUAGUAGUGUAAUAAUAAUAGUUAUAAUAAUAAUAAUAGAGAUUAUUUAGGCUUGCUUAUUCCGUUCUAUAAAUAGAAACCAAAAUCAUGCAAUUAUAAACACAGCAGCAUACCACAACCACUUGUCAUCAUCAUGAGUACCUCUUCAGUAAUCUCUCCUUUUACAUCUAUGGAGUUUUCCAUCUCUCUCCAAUUACUCUUACUUUCUCUCUCUAUAAUAUUCAUCUACUUCUACUACAAGCCCACAACCUCCAAAAAUAUCAACAAAACUGCCACCAAAAUCUACACCCUUUUCGGAAUCCUACCGGAGCUAAUGAAAAAUAGCCAUAGAUUUUUGGAAUGGGCCACCGAAAAAAUCCUAAGCUCGCCCACCAACACUGUUGUCCUCCGCCUUCCUGGAGGACUUCAGGGUGUCAUGACGGCCAACCCUUCUUGUGUGGAGCACAUAUUGAAGGAAAACUUUGAAAACUACCCGAAAGGGGAUGUUUUCAACACCUACUUCUUGGACUUCUUCGGCGGAGGACUGUUUACCUCUGACGGAGAAGUCUGGAAGGUCAACCGAAAGGUUGCCAACCAUGCGCUCAAUACCAAGUCUUAUAGAAAUUUCAUGAUGGACAAUGUAGCUCUCGAGCUCGAAACCAAGUUGGUUCCCCUUUUGGAAACACUUUCCAAAACGGGUGAAGUUUUCGACUUUGAACAUGUUUUGGAGAGGUUUGGAUUCGAUAAUGUGUUCAAAGUGGCUUUCGGGUUCGAACUUGGUUGUCUUGAGGGUGAAGGAAGUGUCAUGGGUUAUGAGUUCUUGAGAGCUUAUGAAGAUGCCACCAAAAUUAGCACUCUCAGGUGCAUGUACCCAUCAUUUUGGUGGAAAACAAAGAGGUUUCUCAACAUCGGCUCAGAAAAACGUCUCAAAAAAGCAACCGUAACACUACAAGGAUUCGUUGACAACAUAGUCCAAACAAGAAUCAAAGAAAGCAAAAAAAGUACCAAACAAAACAAAGAUCGAACACCCGAUCUCCUUGACCGAUUAAUGGCCAUGCACGACAACGAAGGAAACUACUACUCCGCCGAGUUUCAUCGUAACAUGACGAUCGGAGUCAUCCUUGCGGCCCAAGACACCACAGUCUCAGCCCUAACAUGGUUCUUCUGGCUCUUAGCCACAAGACCAGAAAUCCAAACAAACAUCCUGAAAGAACUCGAGUCCAUUCGGGCUCGAAGAGAGCCAGAAAACAGACAAAAAUUUGCCUACACAUAUGAAGAGAUUCGCGACAUGCAGUAUCUGCAUGCCGCGAUCUCUGAGUCCAUGAGACUCUACCCGCCCGCCCCUACAACUUCUAGGAGUUGCUCAGGAGAUGAUGUUUUCCCAGACGGGACAUUUGUUGAGAAGGGUUCGGUUGUGAUUUACAAUGCCUAUGCAAUGGCGAGAAUGGAGAAGCUUUGGGGCGAGAAUUGUUGCGAGUUUAGGCCCGAGAGGUGGCUAGGGCAAGACGAUAUCAGUGGUGGUUUAGUGUUUAAGCCUGAGAAUCCUUAUAAGUAUCCUAUAUUCAAUGGUGGGCCAAGAAUGUGUGUUGGAAUAGACAUUGGUUAUAUUCAAAUGAAAUAUAUUGCUGCUUCUUUGAUUGAGAGGUUUGAGAUUAGUCUUGAAGAUAAGGAAAGAGUUCCUCAGAUUUCGUUUUGGUUUACUAUUGGGAUGAAAGGUGGCUUGCCUGUUACUAUUCAACCUAGGAAAACUACUACUUAAUUAUUGGUAUUGUCAUGUUAAUUAUUUUAUGCAUGUUUUAAUGUUUUUCUUAUUUUGAAAUAAUUAUCUCUGAUUUAUAUGUUCAUUUGGAUUGUAAUCGAAAUGUUACAUGAAUAAGAAAGAGAUCUAUGUAUAAUAAAUGAAUUUUAUGAAGAAAUAAAGAAAUAUUGCUAUGAA
This is a messenger RNA of Cannabis sativa, 1967 nucleotides long. RefSeq names its product cytochrome P450 CYP94D108-like. NCBI's taxonomy places the organism in Eukaryota, Viridiplantae, Streptophyta, Magnoliopsida, Rosales, Cannabaceae. The transcript has 2 exons. The record is from RefSeq and is a predicted model, not a curated record. Gene Ontology annotation, molecular function: oxidoreductase activity, acting on paired donors, with incorporation or reduction of molecular oxygen; heme binding; iron ion binding. Bases 186 to 1790 code for a protein of 534 amino acids.